AUGAAGCUUUGUCUAUGGAUAUAUGUGUCAGGAGAAGAAGGGAGUGUGAAUCAGCUGGGCGGUGUGUUUCUGAACGGUCGUCCUCUGCCCGUCUGCAAACGGAGAUUGAUGGUUGAGCUCGCGACCGAGGGUGUGAGACCGUGUGAGAUCUCCAAAAUACUCAAGGUCUCCAACGGCUGCGUUAGUAAGAUUUUGGGCAGGUUUCAGCGCACAGGGGCCAUUGGUCCCAAAGCAACGGGAGGCAGCAGACCCAGGCUCCUGACUCCUGACGUCAUCUCCAUCAUUGCGCAGCACAAGCGGCAGAACCCCACACUGUUCGCCUGGGAGAUCCGACAAAAACUGGCGACAGAUCGAGUCUGCAGAGGAGAUACAGUCCCCAGUGUGUCAUCCAUAAACCGGAUUCUUAAGAAGAUUCAUCUAGAUGUGGAUAUGAUGGGCAGUGCAUAUCCAAGUGUCAAACACAUUUACACAGAAGUGGAUGAGCAGAGGAGUUUACACACAACCGCUCAGACAAUUCAGCAACAAAUGGACACAACCCCGCGAGUCACCUCUCCUCGCAACAGAACAGCUUUCACACCAAAUCAGAGUGAGAGGUUAGAGAAAGAGUUCAUCCGUGGGCUUUAUCCUGACCUGCUGACCAGAGAAAAGCUGUCUGAGGAGACAAACCUUCCACAAGACACCAUAAAGGCAAUUCAGAUUUAA
Molecule: messenger RNA, 702 nt
Organism: Rhinichthys klamathensis goyatoka
Lineage: Eukaryota; Metazoa; Chordata; Actinopteri; Cypriniformes; Leuciscidae
Gene: pax4
Product: paired box 4
Exons: 6
Coding region: 1-702 (233 amino acids)
Biological process (GO): regulation of transcription by RNA polymerase II; anatomical structure development
Molecular function (GO): RNA polymerase II cis-regulatory region sequence-specific DNA binding; DNA-binding transcription factor activity, RNA polymerase II-specific
Source: RefSeq, a predicted model, not a curated record